AUGGCCGCACUGCGCAGGCUGCUGCUCUCCUUCGCCCGCGCCUCCGAGCCCGGGGCGCUCGCGCGCCCCAAGGCGACGACACGGGUGAAAGUUGUCACCGGAGCGUGCGUCGCCGCCGCCGCCGCCGCCGCCGCGGCGUUCUACCACCGGCGGCCCGGACUCAGGAGCCACGUCGAGGCUCGGCUCGUGCAUCUGGCGCUGCCGUCGGUUUCUGCCACGGAGAAGUCGAGGACGUACGGCCUGGACGAUGGAGACGUGUACAUGUCGUCCUACGAGAACAGAUUCCGCCUGUUCAGCUCGGUGGAGUUCGAGGGCCAGCUCUACAUGACCCCGCUCAACUUCAUCGAGUCCGUCACCCUGAACGAGCCCAGGAGCAGGAGAGCCUGGCGCUCGCUCACGAGGAAGGAAUUAGACAAGAUGCUGGCUGAUACCCCGCCUGUUUGGAAAGGAUCAUCCAAUUUGUUUAGAAAUCUUCGUGAGCGAGGCGUCCUCAGCUACACAGAAUACCUCUUCCUGCUCUGCAUCCUAACAAAGCCUCACGCCGGCUUCAAGAUCGCCUUCAACAUGUUCGAUGCAGACGGGAACGAUAUGGUGGACAAGCGGGAGUUCUUGGCGCUGGAAGAAAUCUUCCGUAAGAAAAAGGACAGAAAAGAAGUGACUGAAGACGUGCAAAGGAUGGACCAGCAAAGUCUGGAGCUUUACGGUCAUCACAAACCCAAACCACACACUGUUCUUAAAACCGCCGGUCCGCAUGCGGAGGCCCGGGGCAUGUGGGAUGCUCUCCGACGAAGCACGAGCCAAGUUCUGUUUUCUGAUCUCGCCGAGCAUGCGGACGAGAAAACAGAGACGACGCUUUUGGUGCAUUUCUUCGGGAAAAAAGGCAAAGCCGAACUGAAAUUUGAGGAUUUCUACAAGUUCAUGGACAACCUGCAGACGGAGGUGCUGGAGAUCGAGUUCCUCUCCUACUCCAAAGGCAUGCCCACCAUCAGCGAGGAGGACUUCGCCCGCAUCCUGCUGCGCUACACCGACGUGGACGACGUCUCGGGCUACCUGGACAACCUGCGCCACAGCAUGCCGGACGAAAAGGGAAUCACGUUUGAGGAGUUCAGGUCCUUCUUCCAGUUCCUCAACAACCUGGAGGAUUUCACCAUCGCCAUGCAAAUGUACAACUUCGCUAACCGCUCAAUCGGUCAAGACGAGUUCAGCCGAGCGGUGUACGUGGCCACCGGCAUCAAGCUGAGCCGCCACUUGGUCAACACGGUCUUCAGGAUCUUCGACGAGGACCGCGACGGCAAACUGAGCCACAAGGAGUUCAUCGGCGUCAUGAAGGACCGGCUGCACCGCGGCGACGGGGGAGUCAAAAUGGAGGAAAAGUUCGUCUCCUUCAAGUCCUGCAUGAAGAAGGAGCUUUCAGGCAAAUAAGGUGGAGAUCCCAGCGGCGGGGAUCGGCUGGGCCUCCGCUGCUCUGCCGGGCGGGACGGGGGCGGCUAAUGCGUGCCGCAGCAUCUCUCUGCACCGUCUUAAAAGUCUCAAAACAGGAUGCGGUCUUUUCUAAUGGGAAGCAAAUGGACGGCGGCCACGAGCGAGCCAUGACGAAGACCCGGAAUCCACUUAGCUCACUUUCACAGGACGCUAAACUGCACUAAUCUGCUUUUCUUAAUGCAUUUUGAAGGAGAUAAGAAAUAAUUUAUUACAGUUCGCGAUUACUGAUAUUUUCAAGGUCAUCUUGUGACCUCUUGGCCCGGGUGGUUUGAAACUGUGAAUCCCCCCUCUGUCCCGGGAAUGAUUCUGUUGCUUGCAUGUGUUCUGCAGCGCCCCCCCCCCCCCCCCCCCCCCCCCCCCCCUCCCCCCACCUUGCCUCUGUGCUCUGCAGUGAAAUCUGUCCGGGAUCCUCCUGAACGCUCUCGCUCUGUGGCUCCUUCACUCUUUAACUGCGGGCAGCUCGGCCAGUUAAUCAUUUCUGGGCUGGCCAGUGAAGAGAAGCGCUGUUAGAUCUCAAAUGGGAGGCGACCUCUGGAUAAUACAGUAUGCAAAAUAUGGAAGCCAUAUGUUUGUCUCACUCCGGGGACUCUCAGCUUGAAUUAUCAUCGGUUUGAACCAAAUGUUACAUUAAAUAACCUUU
Salarias fasciatus (jewelled blenny) is the source of this 2122-nucleotide messenger RNA. RefSeq names its product mitochondrial calcium uptake family, member 3b (gene micu3b). Gene Ontology annotation, cellular component: uniplex complex. Bases 1 to 1422 code for a protein of 473 amino acids. Gene Ontology annotation, molecular function: calcium ion binding. The record is from RefSeq and is a predicted model, not a curated record. Gene Ontology annotation, biological process: mitochondrial calcium ion homeostasis; calcium import into the mitochondrion. The transcript is spliced from 15 exons. NCBI's taxonomy places the organism in Eukaryota, Metazoa, Chordata, Actinopteri, Blenniiformes, Blenniidae.